ACCCUCUGAUUACCGUGAGCCCAGCUAAGCCAAAUCCAGCGUAUAAAAUUGCAAUCUCGUAUUCCAAUUCCUCAGUGGCCACAAACAACAUUAAAGCGUAACGAACAGACACAGAUCUGCCGUAUGAUGCUAGAUUUGUGGUUCCAGCUCUUUUCACUCUCUUAGUUCAUUGGUUUUAUCAACCAAAAUUGUACCUUUCAAACAAAAGCAUCAUCUCAUCACUUCACUCUCACUUUCACAAUUCACAUCAUCACGUUGUAACAGCACAAACAUGGAAGUUGAUGGCAGGUUUCUGAGCACAUGUCUCCUCCUUGCGGCCACAAUCCUUGUGGCCAAACUCAUAUCAGCCUUCAUAGUGCCCAAAUCCAGAAAGAGGGUACCCCCAGUAAUGAAGGGGUGGCCCCUCAUUGGAGGGCUUUACCGGUUCCUCAAAGGGCCAAUUUUUAUGCUCCGUGAGGAGUACCCUAAGCUUGGGAGUGUUUUCACCCUGAAAUUGUUUCACAAAAACAUCACCUUUUUGAUUGGCCCUGAGGUUUCUGCACACUUUUUCAAGGCCCCAGAGAGUGAUCUUAGCCAGCAAGAGGUGUACCAGUUCAAUGUGCCAACUUUUGGACCUGGGGUGGUGUUUGAUGUUGAUUACUCCGUGAGGCAGGAGCAGUUCAGGUUCUUCACUGAGGCUCUUAGGGUGAACAAACUCAAGAGUUAUGUCAAUCAGAUGGUUGCAGAAGCUGAGGACUAUUUCUCAAAGUGGGGACCUAGUGGUGAGGUUGAUUUGAAGUAUGAGCUUGAGCAUCUGAUCAUCUUGACGGCCAGUAGAUGUCUCUUGGGGCGUGAAGUUCGUGACAAACUCUUUGAUGAUGUCUCUGCAUUGUUCCAUGACCUGGAUAAUGGGAUGCUUCCAAUCAGCGUUCUCUUCCCAUACUUGCCAAUCCCAGCUCACAAGCGCCGUGACCAGGCACGCAAGAAGCUGGCUGAAAUCUUUGCAACCAUCAUAGCUUCUCGCAAAAGUGCCAACAAAUCAGAAGAUGACAUGUUGCAGUGCUUCAUUGACUCAAAAUACAAAGAUGGUCGCCAAACGACAGAAGCUGAAGUGACUGGACUCCUCAUUGCUGCGCUAUUUGCAGGACAACACACAAGUUCUAUUACCUCCACUUGGACUGGUGCAUAUCUGCUGAGUAACAACCAGUACCUUUCAGCUGUGCAGGAGGAGCAGAAGAAGUUGAUGGAGAAGCAUGGGGACAAAGUUGAUCAUGAUGUUUUGGCUGAAAUGGAUGUGCUGUAUAGGUGCAUCAAAGAAGCUUUGAGACUCCACCCUCCACUGAUUAUGCUGCUGAGAAGCUCACACAGUGAUUUUAGCGUCACGACAAAAGAGGGGAAAGAGUAUGACAUCCCCAAGGGUCAUAUAAUUGCCACAUCACCUGCUUUUGCAAAUAGGCUAGGUCACAUUUUCAAGGACCCUGACAGGUAUGAUCCCGAUCGGUUCGCUGUUGGGAGGGAAGAAGACAAGGUGGCAGGUGCAUUCUCCUACAUUUCAUUUGGCGGCGGCAGACAUGGAUGCCUUGGGGAGCCUUUUGCUUAUCUGCAGAUAAAAGCAAUUUGGACUCAUCUGCUGAGGAAUUUUGAUCUUGAGUUGGUGUCACCUUUUCCUGAGAUAGAUUGGAAUGCCAUGGUUGUAGGAGUGAAGGGAAAAGUUAUGGUCCGAUACAAGCGGAAGGAGCUCUGUUAAUCAGUAGGAUCUCAUGCUUCAUUUUCUGAUGUGAAUUUAUUUUAAGCAGUUUUUGUUAGUUUUUUCUGGUUCAACUUCUGUCCAAGUUCACUGUUUAUUGGACAAUGGAUAUCUAGAAUCUUGGUUUUAAUUUUUUCCUUUUUUUGUAAUUGUGGUAAGUGAUUUAAAACUUACUUUGGUAUGUGUAUUAGAUGCUAGGGUGGUGCAAGUAGUUACUUGGGUUCAAGUGAAAUGAUUAUAGUAAACUUAUUUUUCUUCUGGUCAUACACUACAAAAAAAGUUGUGGAUUAUAUA
This is a messenger RNA of Cajanus cajan (pigeon pea), 2020 nucleotides long. Its product is annotated as obtusifoliol 14-alpha demethylase. The record is from RefSeq and is a predicted model, not a curated record. Gene Ontology annotation, molecular function: iron ion binding; oxidoreductase activity, acting on paired donors, with incorporation or reduction of molecular oxygen; monooxygenase activity. Lineage: Eukaryota; Viridiplantae; Streptophyta; Magnoliopsida; Fabales; Fabaceae.